AUGAGUUCAUCAAAAAACAAAUUCACCUACGUCGUUGAUGAGUCUGAGUCCGACAAGAAACCAUCCUCGGGGCUAAGGCUAUUUGGUUUUCCAAUGACUGGCUGUGACGAUGUGCCCGCAACAGCACCGUGUGGUAUUGGAUAUAGGAAGAGAUCAUUUGAGUGCCAGUACUGUCACCGGGAAUUCUCCAACUCCCAAGCACUAGGUGGCCAUCAAAAUGCGCACAAGCGAGAACGGCAAUGGGCCAAGACGGCCCAGUUCCAAAACGACUAUCAUCAUCAUCAUCUUCAACGGUUUGUAGCAGCUGUCCCAAUGAUCAGUACUGCGAAUGUAGGGAGAUCAGGCUCGUUCGUUUAUUCAAGUGGGUCCCCAAGCAUCGGUAUUAAUACACCUGUUGGGCACCCACAUCAGCUUUCUGUUGCCGGCCCAGGUGAUCCGGCGCCCCCCAGAAAAGCCCCGUUAAUUGCCGAAGUGUAUGGAGGAGACGAUGUUGAUCUCCACUUGAGGCUGGCGCCCUCAAAGACCUUGUAA
Molecule: messenger RNA, 531 nt
Organism: Alnus glutinosa
Lineage: Eukaryota; Viridiplantae; Streptophyta; Magnoliopsida; Fagales; Betulaceae
Product: zinc finger protein GIS3-like
Exons: 1
Coding region: 1-531 (176 amino acids)
Biological process (GO): trichome morphogenesis; gibberellic acid mediated signaling pathway; trichome differentiation
Cellular component (GO): nucleus
Molecular function (GO): transcription cis-regulatory region binding; DNA-binding transcription factor activity
Source: RefSeq, a predicted model, not a curated record